Molecule: messenger RNA, 3031 nt
Organism: Rotaria sp. Silwood1
Lineage: Eukaryota; Metazoa; Rotifera; Eurotatoria; Philodinida; Philodinidae
Source: the annotation of a GenBank genome assembly
AUGUCAUAUAAUACAAAAUCAUCAAUAGAAUCAAAAAAUAUUGCUGAAAAUGGUCCAUGUUCAUCGGUUGGUGAACAUCCAAAUGCAAUAACAAAUCGUUUUUAUACAUAUGAAUGUGUACAAGAAAUUGUUGGUUUUAUUCAAAAAUUAGUUCCAACUAAACCAGAAUUAGCUAUUAUAUGUGGUUCAGGUCUUGGUGGUUUAGCUGAAUUAAUUGUUGAUAAAAUUAUAAUACCUUAUGCUGAUAUUCCACAUUUUCCGAAAUCAACUGUUAUGGGUCAUCGAAGUAAUCUUAUAUUUGGUAAAUUGAAUGGUCUUUAUGUUGUUUGUAUGCAAGGUCGUCUUCAUCCAUAUGAAGGUUAUACUACAGCUACGUGUGCUUUUCCAGUACGAGUGAUGCGUAUGCUUGGUGCACAUUCACUUAUUGUUACUUGUGCUGCUGGUGGCGUUAAUCAUGAUUAUUGUGUGGGUGAUAUUAUGUUAAUUAAAGAUCAUUUAAAUUUUUCUAAUCUAGCUGGAAAUAAUCCACUAAUUGGAACACGUUUUCCACCUGUUGGUCAUGCAUAUGAUCGAAAAUAUAUAAUAGAAAUGAAAAAAAUAGCUCAUAAAUAUAAUCUUCAAUUACGUGAAGGAGUCUAUUGUGGAUUAGGUGGUCCAUGUUAUGAAACUAUUGCUGAAAUUAAUAUGCUUAGAUUACUUGGUGGUGAUGCUGUUGGUAUGUCAACUGUUCAUGAAGUAACAUUCGCAGCUCAUUGUGGCUUUCGUACACUUGGUAUUGCAUUAAUAACUAAUAAAGGUUUAUCAGAUUAUAAUACAAUAUAUGAAGCUGUUCAUGAAGAUGUGAUUCGUAUAAGUGAACUUAAAGCCAAUGAAAUACAACGAUUGGUCUAUGACUUUGUUGAUGUUAUCAAAAAGGAAUAUUUACGAACGGUAGAUAAAGUUUAUUUGGUUUGUCUUGAUUUAUUUUUGGAAUUUUUAGUUAAAUCAGUAUUUCAUAAACGAUUUUCUAAUCUUUCAUCAGCAAUUACAAAUCGUUUAUGGCUUAAUGCUGAUACAAAUUAUGAAUGUGAUGUUUUAUUAACAUUUCCAGCACGUAUUGAUGAUCAUGUGAUAAUUUGGUUUCUUGAAAAAUUUAUUCAACUUCAACCAGAUAUUCGCAUAUCAAUCAAAUAUCAUUUUACUACUGGUGUUUAUGGAUUUUAUUUAACUUUUACUUAUGAAAGAAUUUUGAAAGGUGCCGAUGCUCUUCAAUUAGAAAAACCAAUUAAACAAGAAUUUGGUGGAGGAUAUCGAAUAUUUUUGUUUGAUGAAUUAGAAUUUUAUGAAGGUGUAGAAGAUGAAGAAAAUUUUUUUAGUACACAAGAACGACAAUCAAUUGUUUUUCAUCUUCUUUAUUCAAUAAGAAUUACUAAACUGGAAAUUAUAAAUGGUAUUAAAUUUAAAAUUGAUCAAUCAUUAAUUCAACGUGGUUUAGAAAAAAAUUUAAUUCGACAAGUUAUUCCAUUGCAUAAUAAAGAAAAAUUAAAUCAUUUGAGAGAAACAUGGGUAUGGCCAAAGAAUAUUUUUAAUCCACAACCAAUUGAAGAUAUUCGACAAUAUUUCGGUGUUAAAAUUGCUCUUUAUUUUUGUUGGUUAAGUUGUUAUACCAAAGCACUCUGUUUUCCAGCUCUUUAUGGCAUUUAUAUUUGGUAUUAUAGUAGACAAAGUCAGGAAAUUGAUGAUAAACUUUUUAUUAUAAAUUCACUUUUAAAUAUCAUAUGGGCAACAGGAUUUCUUAUAUAUUGGAGAAGACGACAAGCUGAAUUAGCAUAUAAAUGGAAUACACUUGAUAUGGAAGAAUUAGAAGAAACACGACCAACAUAUAAAGGCAUAUUACAUCGAUCUCCUGUUACAAAUAAAUAUGAACCUUAUUAUCCAUCAUGGAAACGUUUAGUAUUUCGUUUGUUUGUAACUAUACCAAUGCUUAUUAUUAAUCUUGUAUUGGUUUCAUUUUUUAUUGUUAUUAUAAUUCGUUUACAAAGUUGGAUUGAUCAACAAUUAAAAAUUGGUCGUUUACCUUCAUUAAUGUCAUUAACAGAAUUAUUACCAAAAAUUUUAUUAGCAUUAGUUACAACUAUUUUUGAUGAUGUUUAUAAAAGUGUUUGUCGUUGGUUAACAGAUCGAGAAAAUUAUCGAGAACAACGAGUACAUGAUAAUCAAAUGAUUGCAAAAAUGUUUGCUUGUGCAUGUGUCAAUUCAUAUUUAAGUGUAUUUUACAUUGCUUUUUUUACACAUAAAUAUAUUCGAUUAGCUGACCAAUUAAUUACUAUUUUUGUUAUUAAACAGUUUUGGGGUCAUGUAAAAGUAUGUAAAAAAAAAAAUUUGAUAUUAGAUGUAUAGAAAAAAAAGGAUGUUCUCAUAUCUGCUCUUUCAAUUGUUGACGUUAUUUACGUUUUCGAUCUAUUGAUUGUUUUAAUUUAAAAAUCUUUAACUCUCAUACUAAUAUUAGAAAUAAACUAUCCUUCUCCUUAAUCAAAGUAUCUAUGAUUUUAUAACAAUUAUUAUAGACUAUACGAUCUGAAAUUUUUCUAAUAAAAGGUAUGUAAGUUAUUCAUUAAAGUUUCAGCUAGCCAUCUUACAUUAUACUAAUUUAACUGAUAAUAAUUAAAAAUAGUUAGAUAGUAACAAAGUUUGAAAGAAAAAAAUAUAUUUGUAAAGAUGUGAGCCGAUCGACGGAGCUAUCAAUCACAAAACUUUAAAGAUAUACCAUCUGUUGCCGCCAACGUUCGAGCGAUUUAGCUGCUUUGCCGCCACUAUCCAAAAUAGUUGCUAAAGCUUCCAGCCACCGUCACGGUCGUGACACAAAAAUUUCUGAUGUGCCUAAAUCUGUUUUUGAAAGUGUUACUUAAUGGCGUAACCAGGAUUUUCCAAUAUCCUGGAUCUCCACCAGAGAGCAUGGAUCCCAAAUGAAAACUUAUGUACAUUGAUAUUGGACUCAAAUGAUGAAUUUCUAUCGGAAAAAAAUUUGAAUCAGAGUUUGCAAAAAAAAUUA